Diaporthe batatas is the source of this 1185-nucleotide messenger RNA. RefSeq lists its product as uncharacterized. Gene Ontology annotation, molecular function: O-methyltransferase activity. The transcript is spliced from 2 exons. Lineage: Eukaryota; Fungi; Ascomycota; Sordariomycetes; Diaporthales; Diaporthaceae. The coding region runs from base 1 to 1185 and encodes 394 amino acids. The record is from RefSeq and is a predicted model, not a curated record.
AUGGGAUCUCAGGCAACUCGAAAAGAACUUCUUGCUCUCGUUGCCGGCAUAAAUGCUGCAGCGGAAUCACUGGAUACGUCUGAGGCGUGCGAAGUUUUUAAAGCCAGGGAAACCCUUUUAAUCGAAUGUAAAAGGCUGAUUGCCUCCAUCGAAGACGCCGAUGCAGCAGUCUGGCCCCGUGCGUUUCAGUUCAAUGUGGCGGUUUCUAUCGACAUCGCAGCAACUCUGGGUAUCUGGGAAAAGCUGCGGGACAGAAAAUUCGUCACGCUCUCGGAGAUAUCGAAGGAAACAAAAUCAGAUACAGCAGCGACCGUCCGAAUCUUGCGGCAGAUGACUGCAGCUGGACUCCUUUUCGACGCGUUAGACCAUGAGGAACCUACGUAUGGUCUCACGCAUCUUGGUCGUCCAUACCUAGACCCCAAUCAUGUAUCUUUCAACCGAUUCAUUCUUCAAGAGGUCGUUCCAACAGUCCGCCACUCCAUUGAGCAGAAAUGCUUCCUCCCAGAGAAGCACCUCGAAGACACGCCUUACAAUAGAUGGAUCCGCCUGACCCAGGAUUCAGCCCGCGCAGCGGAUAUGGUCAAAGGCAUGAGGUCUCUUAGCUCCGGGGCCUUGGCGCCGACUGCUUACCCAUUCAGUAGCGAGCUCGAAAAGCUGAACAUCCAGGAUGGAGACGUGGCCAUUGUGGACGUGGCCGGCGGUCAAGGACACAUCAUGGAGGAGGUCCGCAGACAGAACCCUGGUCUCAAGGGCCGGAUCAUCGUGCAGGAUCUCCAGGCAGUGCUCGAUGCCGUACCUGAUGGCCCGCCCGGCGGUGUCGAAUUCAUGGCCCACGACAUAUUCAAGCCACAGCCGAUUACGAAUGCGCACGUAUAUUAUCUUCGCCACAUCGUUCACGAUUGGGACGAUGAAUCCAUGACUGUGAUCCUCAACCAGCUGACCCCUAUCUUGAAGGCACGCCCUCAGACCAAGUUGAUGUUGGCUGACUUGGUCCUUUCCGAUACUAGCAUCGACAUGCAAGAAGCGGUCAGAGACUUUACCAUGUUUCGAAUCGGUGGCUUGGAGCGUACCGAGGCUCAAUGGAAGAAGCUUCUGGCGAAGAGUGAGCUGGGGAUCAAAAAGAUAUGGAGAGGCACCGAGCCUGAAGCAUGCGUAGAAUGCACCUUGCUCGACACAUUACCGUGA